AUGUCACUAUGCGAACGAUGCGAGGCCAUCGAUCUCGGCGAAAUCCUCGCCAAAUCGAUCCCACCGGACUCGAGGAGUAUUGCCCCAGGCUGGAUCCACUCCGAGACGUUCGCUCGGCUCCGUUCCAGCGCCGGGACCUGCGAGCUCUGCUCCAUCCUGCUUGAUGAUGCCGCUACCAACCCCUUGGUCCGUGACGAUGAUUGCGUCUACCUUCACAUCUUCACGCGUUUUACCUGGCCUCGGGUCGGGCAUGGACAGCAUCAUCCGAUUCCCGUUGGGGGGUUUACUAUUCAAAUCGGCCAGAAGGGCGUCAAUGUCCUGCAUAGUGUCAGGCGAGUCGACGUGUGGAUAGAUGAAGGCUCUCCCAUCGUGUUAAAGAAGCUCAUCUCGGGCCGGCCCGUUCGCCCAGAAUGGGACCCAAGCAUCUUGCGGCGCUGGCUUGACACAUGUUUACACGGCCACGCGUCCUGCAGGCUCCCAGCGCCUGCAAUCGACCUGACCCAGGAUGAGGAACCGCCAGAAUUGCCCACGCGCGUCAUAGACGUGGGCUCUGCCGACCCGGUCCGCCAUCCCGUCCUUGUCGAGACGCUGGGUCGCAGGGGCCGAUAUGUCGCCCUGAGCCACUGUUGGGGCCCAACGCCCUCGUCCAUCACGAAAACAGAGCGCAACUCGGAAGGCGACAACAACAUGAAAAGACGUAUGCAGGGGAUACCCUUGAACAAACUGAGCACAAACUUCCGGCACGCCGUUGAGGUCACGCGCGCCCUGGGCUACCAGUACCUCUGGAUCGAUUCGCUCUGCAUCGUCCAAGAUGACCCGCAGGACUGGGCCGUCGAGUCGGCCAAGAUGGCCGAGGUGUACACGCGCGCGUCGGUAACCAUCGCCGCGGCCAACAGUGCGUCGGCAGACGAGGGUUUCCUGAAGCCAAGGACCGGGCGCCGGACCGUAACACUGCCAUUCCGGGGGAGCCCUGGAGUCAUUACGGGUUACUUCACCGUCGCCGAGCCCUCGCCGGAGGACGCGAAGGAGCUCCGCGAUCACUUCCAAGUCGAGGUCGACGGCGGGCCGCUGGCUGCACGAGGUUGGACCCUGCAAGAGCGACUGCUCGCCCGACGGAUUGUCUUUUUCGGCAAAGACCAAGUGCAUUGGGAGUGCCGCGCCACCCGCUGGAGCGAGAGCACCCGCUUGCAGCCUAUCCAGUACAUCGAGUCCAGCGCGCCAGGGCUCGUUGCUCUCCGCGGCGGCCUGCCCAUGUUUGGUUCAAGCUCCAGCCCUGCGCAACAGAACUUGAACCAGACCAAGUUGCUCAACGAUUGGUACAGGGUCCUCGGCGAGUUCACGAGGCGGGGCCUGACCAUGAAACAAGACAAGUUGCCUGCGCUGUCGGGCAUUGCCAAGGUGAUCAGCCAGGGCCUUGGAAGGUCUAGUCCCGGCUUCGACACGACGUACCACGCCGGGCUAUGGGCGCAGGACCUCCCACGAGCUUUACUGUGGACGACGUUUGCCCCCGACGCCGGGACGGGGGCUGCGCUACCGGGUCCGUCGUGGUCGUGGAUCUCCCGGGACGCGGCCAUCUACCCGGCGAGUGAGGAGCCCACUGCCCUAACCGACAUCCUCGGAGCCGCAUGGGAAGUGGUCCUUGAGAACGGGAGCGACCCCCACGGCAGGGUGAAGCAAGGCACGCUCACACUCACGGGCUACCUGAAACAGGUAUCCUCGAUCCAGCCCAUCCCAGAGCGAAAACCUCGAACCCUCACUCCGCUCUCGUACCCGCUCUCCGACGCGCUCAUGUUUGACGGUCAGGGACAGCAGAUCGCCUCGGCCGUGCUAGACGAGCCGUCGGACGCGAGCGUGUAUGGACAGGCACAGGCUCUGUAUGCGGUCCCUGUCCGGCACGUCAUGGCCAAGACCAAGCCUGCGCUGUCAAUUCUCUCCAUUGAAGCCCUGCUGCUGCAGGACAGGGGCGACGGUACCUUCAGGCGGGUUGGGGUUGCUAGUAUGGGAGCUAGCAAUGCCAACGAUGCGCGCUGCAAGGACGCGCCGUUUGCGCGGCCGUUUCAGGUGUUUUUUUAUGAUGCGCCUGUGGCUGAGAUUAGGAUUACUUGA
Molecule: messenger RNA, 2106 nt
Organism: Canariomyces notabilis
Lineage: Eukaryota; Fungi; Ascomycota; Sordariomycetes; Sordariales; Chaetomiaceae
Product: HET-domain-containing protein
Exons: 2
Coding region: 1-2106 (701 amino acids)
Source: RefSeq, a predicted model, not a curated record